Messenger RNA from Dalotia coriaria, 876 nucleotides. RefSeq names its product xaa-Pro dipeptidase-like. The transcript has 6 exons. The record is from RefSeq and is a predicted model, not a curated record. The coding region runs from base 459 to 689 and encodes 76 amino acids. NCBI's taxonomy places the organism in Eukaryota, Metazoa, Arthropoda, Insecta, Coleoptera, Staphylinidae.
CACUGGCUUUGCGCACCUCUUACUUUCUUAUCAUAAACUGUCACCUCGUUGCUUGCACAGUUUGCAGCCAGUUACGUGUCGGUACCUAGUUAAUCCAGACGUAUUUUACGCGACUCGUAUUGUUCGUACGGACUUCCACUCUCCAAAUUUGCAUUAGAUCAUCAAUCGACUAUUUAAUUUUAAUUCGUGACGAAAGUAAAGUUAUUUCCUCUUUGCGCGUUUAUUUUCUAUAAAUGUCGGUUUAGUGUAUCUCCUUCAUGUUGAUUUGAUAGUAUCAUUAGGAUGACCAAUUGUGCUGGUUAUUAGCCGUGGCUUGGGAGUCCCAUGAGUUUUGCAUUGUUACAGCACUCGUUGUUCCUGGCAGUCCGAUAAGCUGAACACUGGAGUCUCUACUACCGCCUUCGUACGGUGCCUUGAAUGGGAAUCACUUCAGUCGCUACCUUCGUACGGUGCCCUAAAUGGGACUCUUUAUGGAUCCUUUGUUGAAUGAAGCAUUGGCUAAUCCUGAGAUAAACAACUUUAUCAAUAAGGACAAACUGGAGAGAUUUCGUGAUACUGGUGAAGUGCGUAUUGAAGAUGAUGUUUUGUUUAUUGAAGAUGGAUGUGUCAACUGGACUAAAAUACCCAGGACUGUCCACGAAAUUGAAGAUUGGAUUGCCGGUGUUGAUGAUGAUUCCAAACACGAUUGAAUGAAUUUACAACAUUUUGAAGCUGAUAUUGAUAUCAUUUUUAUGUAUUCUGUUAAAAGAUAUAAAAAGAGCAAUAUAUAAUUACAUAUUAUUAUUCUGUUUUCAUGCAUAUUUUGUUAAAAAUGGUGUAUAUAUUGAGAAAUUGAGUUUGUGAUUCUACAUGUUUGAAUAAAAUUGUUGUUUUAUA